GCGCACAACAACGCAAGCGUACAGCGAGGUUUCAAUUUUUUUCUCUAAAGCCGGACUCGGGCCGCGGAUCGCAACAAGGUUGACGCACCGAGGCAAAAACGAACGAACGACCCCAACCAGGAGAAUGUCUGAACCCAUGUACCGCGAUUGGAUUUUGGACACUAUUGACUCACUGCGGUCGCGAAAAGCCAGACCAGACCUUGAAAGAAUUUGUCGAAUGGUCCGGAGACGACAUGGAUCAGCGCCAGAACAAACCAGCGAGGAACUCGAGAAACUGAUCCAAGAGCAAACAGUCUUGAAAGUUAACUACAAGGGCUCGAUUUCCUAUCGAAAUGCAGCCAAAGUAGUCAGAAGAAGCAGGAAAAAGGAUGAUCACACGACCAAAAMAACUGCCGUGGAAGAAGCUAACCACUCCGAUUUGAGCAACGGGGACAGCGCYCUCGGUCCCAUUGACCAGGAUGAGACGGAGCAUUUGGAGAAUGAGGUGCCAGUGUCAAUGGAGACAGACAGCACCAUGGAAGAGGAGGAAGAACAGGAGGGGGCUGAUGAAGAUGGCCAUGAGGGCUCCUCUCCCUCUCCUGGGGGUGAGGAUGCUGUGCAGGGGGGUUCUGGUGCUGCCCACCCCUACUCUGCCCCCUGCUCCCCCAGCAGCUCUCGCCCUGGCCACAGCCCUGUGUCUGACCACCCCUCUACCUGCAAGACCAGUAAGAGGUCCAGCCCUCUGUCCCCCUCUAGUCCCCUGGCCCUCAGGCAGAAUGACUGUGUGUUUGACUCUGCCUUCUGCCCUGCUGACCAUGGACCCUCAGGGAUGCAGAGAAACACAGGAACUGGGGCGACGAUAGUACAGCCAUCGGGGACCUGUCCAUGGGUUCAGAAGAGCUUGGUGAAGAGAGAGGAUGGGGUGAGGAUGGAGGAGAGUGGCCUCACUUCUGACCAACUGGUUCCUGACUGUGUGGAUGAGACCAUGAAGGGUUCUGACAGACAGCCCAAGACGUUGUCUUUUCCCUCUGACGACUGUGUUAAAUACAAGAAGGGGAUGGACYUUGCCUCUUACGUGAUGGCUCAAGACGAUGUCAAGAACGAUGUGAAAAACAGAGAAAUCUCUGUGAAGAAGGAGACGCUGAGGCAGAACUUAUUGCUGUGGAGCGUGGCGGACGUGGCCACCUACAUCUCUGCUGCAGGCUUUCCAGAGCAGGCUGUAGCUUUCAGAACACAGGAAAUUGAUGGAAAGUCCUUGCUCCUGAUGCAGCGCAGUGACGUGUUAACUGGCCUGUCCAUCAGACUUGGGCCCGCCCUAAAGAUCUACGAGCGCCAUGUGAAGGUGCUGCAGAGGACCCACUUCCUGGAUGAGGAGGAUGAUCUCUGACCACGGUUGGGGGGAACAGAACAACACACUCCUCUGAGGAGCAGAUGUAUUCAUACAGUAUACACACAUACUGUGUUCACUGGAUCUCUAGAACCUUCUGUAACCYUUCAAGGAGGUMUGGGGAAAAGGACACUGUGGUCGUGACUUGGGCCUUGACAGUGAUUAUCAACAUGUGUACGUGGGCUUCCAUUCCACCUCUGUGUGGUACUGCUGUCACCUGACCCAUUCUGGUGGUAUUGCUUUUAUAGGAUCCCUCUCUAAACUCAUACAGGAAUGUUAGGAUCCUGCCUAAGGACGCUAUAGAAGCCAAGUGGAGGUCUGCCUGUUCUGUAAGGGGAGGUCUGCCUGUUCUGUAAGGGGAGGUCUGCCUGUUCUGUAAGGGGAGGCGGGUCAGUGAGUGCAGCCAGUGAGAAAGACUUUCUCUGGAUUCCUCACACUCUACACUUGGCUACCACUGGAGCCUACUUUAAAAUACGGUUUCGUUGCUCCCUGAAUCAGUUCCACAAUAAAAUAAUAACAUGUAUACUUGGAAUAUCUGUUCCACAAAUAUGGUCUUGCAUUCUUCAAUGUUUACUCAGACAGUAUUUUUUUUUAAAGACGUCAUAUAUACCCUCCAUUUAUCUAGAAACUCAACGUUGUUUUUCUUUUAUGAUGACAAUGUGAACUGAUUUAAUUUGAGAAUGUACAAUAU
Salvelinus sp. IW2-2015 is the source of this 2057-nucleotide messenger RNA. Its product is annotated as sterile alpha motif domain-containing protein 1-like. The record is from RefSeq and is a predicted model, not a curated record. NCBI's taxonomy places the organism in Eukaryota, Metazoa, Chordata, Actinopteri, Salmoniformes, Salmonidae. Gene Ontology annotation, biological process: negative regulation of DNA-templated transcription. Gene Ontology annotation, molecular function: chromatin binding; DNA binding; histone binding. Gene Ontology annotation, cellular component: nucleus.